This is a messenger RNA of Phialemonium atrogriseum, 2901 nucleotides long. RefSeq names its product WD40-repeat-containing domain protein. Gene Ontology annotation, molecular function: protein binding; snoRNA binding. Gene Ontology annotation, biological process: maturation of SSU-rRNA. Lineage: Eukaryota; Fungi; Ascomycota; Sordariomycetes; Cephalothecales; Cephalothecaceae. Bases 1 to 2901 code for a protein of 966 amino acids. The transcript is spliced from 2 exons. The record is from RefSeq and is a predicted model, not a curated record. Gene Ontology annotation, cellular component: small-subunit processome; Pwp2p-containing subcomplex of 90S preribosome.
AUGGUCCAGUCAUACUUAAAAUACGAGCACUCAGGGUCCUUCGGCUUAGUCGCAUCGAGUACGUCCAAUGUCGUCUGGUCAUCGAACGGGCGGUCUAGUACAGGCGCUGGGCAAGCGAUUGUUGCCGCCAAUGAAGAGGUCCUCACCUGGGAUAUCAAGAAGGGCGAGCUUUUAAGCCGCUGGAGGGACGACAAUUGUCGGUUUCAAGUAACUGCCCUUGCGCAAAGCAUGGCCAACCCCGACGUCUUUGCAGUUGGCUAUGAAGACGGGAGCAUUCGGCUCUGGGACAGCAAGAUUGCGACGACUGUUGUCAUCUUCAAUGGGCACAAAUCGGCCGUUACCAUUCUCGCAUUCGAUAAGUCGGGGACACGGCUCGCCAGCGGUUCGAAGGACACAGAUGUGAUCAUCUGGGACAUUGUCGCUGAAGUUGGCCAGUAUAAACUCCGAGGCCAUAAAGACCAAGUUACUGGCUUGCGGUUUGUCGAGCCGGAGCCUCAGAUUCAAGAUGGAGAAGACGGAGAGGCCAUGGCUCUUGACCACGAGUCUUCAGCGGAGGGCUUUCUCCUCACAACCGGAAAAGAUUCUCUCAUCAAACUCUGGGAUUUGUCCUCCAAACACUGUGUCGAGACUCAUGUUGCGCAAACAAAUGGCGAAUGUUGGGCAUUGGGCGUCUCUCCUGACUACAGCGGCUGCGUGACUGCGGGCAACGACGGUGAGCUCAAAGUCUGGUCGUUGGAUGCUGCAAGACUUUCGGUCUCGGCGCAGCAAGUAGAGUCUCAGCCGCGCUGCUUCCUCCAGGACCGUGGUAUUUUGCAUCGUCAGAGCAAGGAUCGGGCCGUCGAAGUCAUAUUUCACCCUCGUCGCGACUACUUUGCAGUACACGGCAUUGAAAAGUCGGUAGAGAUAUGGCGGAUACGGACGGAAACAGAAAUCAAGAAGAGCCUCGCAAGGAAGAAGAGGAGAAGGCGUGAGAAGUUGGCAACAUCGAAGGGAAGCAAAGCGGGCGGCGACGCCGACAUUGCUGAGGAUGAUGAGAAGGUUGAGGAUGUUGCCAAUGCCGAGAUAUCCGACGUUUUCGUACGAUAUGUUAUCAUCAGAACCACAGGAAAGGUGAGAUCAGUCGACUGGGCAGUGAGUUCCGGAAACAAGGACUUGCAGUUACUCAUCGCCACAACAAACAACCAACUCGAAAUGUACACUAUCGCUGGCAAGGAGAAAGGGGCAAAGUCGAAGAAGGACGACGCACCGGACUAUAACAGGGCAUUAUCAGUCGAGCUACCAGGCCAUCGAACCGACAUCCGAUCUCUCUCUAUCAGCUCUGACGACAAGAUGCUCGCAUCAGCCGCCAACGGCAGUUUGAAGAUCUGGAACAUCCGGACGCAGGCGUGCAUACGAACGUUCGAGUGCGGUUACGCUCUCUGCUGUGCGUUCCUGCCGGGCGACAAGGUCGUUGUUGUCGGAACUAAGAGCGGAGAGCUCGAACUAUUCGACGUGGCAUCCGCGACCCUGCUGGAGAGCGUUGCUGCGCACGAGGGGGCCAUUUGGUCAUUACAAGUGCAUCCCGAGGGGAGGUCCGUCGUCUCGGGCAGCGCCGACAAGACCGCCAAGUUCUGGGACUUCAAAGUCGUCCAGGAGCAGGUCUUGGGCACGACAAGGACAACGCCAAAACUCAAACUGGUCCAGUCGAGGAUCCUGAAGGUCUCGGAUGACAUUCUGAGCAUCAGGUUCUCACCUGACGGAAAGCUGCUCGCGGUCGCCCUUCUGGACAACACCGUCAAGGUGUUCUUCACCGACUCGCUCAAGCUCUACCUCAACCUGUACGGCCACAAGCUCCCCGUCCUAAGCAUGGACAUCUCCUACGACAGCAAGCUCAUAGUUACGAGCUCGGCGGACAAGAACAUAAGGAUAUGGGGCUUGGAUUUCGGCGAUUGCCACAAGGCGCUCUUCGGACACCAGGACAGCAUCCUCCAAGUGGCCUUCGUCCCCCACAACUCGGACGGGAACGGACACAACUUCUUCAGCAGCGGCAAGGACCGGACCAUCAAGUACUGGGACGGCGACAAGUUUGAGCAGAUCCAGCGCAUCGACGGCCACCACGGCGAGAUCUGGGCCCUGGCAGUCAGCCGCAGCGCGGGGUUCCUGGUCAGCGCGAGCCACGACAAGAGCAUCCGGGUCUGGCAGGAGACGGACGAGCAGAUCUUCCUUGAGGAGGAGCGGGAGAAGGAGAUCGAGGAGCUCUACGAGAGCACGCUUGCGGCGUCCCUGGAGCAGGACCCUGACGCCGAGGACAAGGACGGCGAGGUGGGCGCCGCGGGCAAGCAGACGGUCGAGACGCUGAUGGCGGGUGAGCGGAUCGCCGAGGCGCUCGAGCUCGGCAUGGCGGACCUCAACGCCCUCCGGGACUGGGAGGAGGCCAAGCUGAGCAAUCCGAACACGGCGCCGCCGCAGCGCAGCCCCAUCUUCAUGGCGCUGGGCGGCAUCAGCGCCGAGGAGCACGUCAUCACGGUCCUACAGCGCAUCAAGGCGUCGGCGCUGCACGACGCCCUGCUCGUCCUGCCCUUCGCCACGGUGCCGCUGCUCUUCACCUUCCUGGACCGCUUCGCCGCGCGGUCCAUGAACAUCCCCCUGACCUGCCGCAUCCUCUUCUUCAUGCUCAAGACGCACCACCGCCAGGUCGUGGCCAGCAGGACCAUGAGGGCCAUGCUGGACGACAUCCGCACGAACCUGCGCCGCGCCCUGCGCCGCCAGAAGGACGAGAUGGGCUACAACGUCGCGGCCCUCAAGGUCGUGGGCAUGCAGAUGCAGGAGAUGAGCGUCAAGGACUACGUCGACGAGAAGUGGGACGAGGAGGAGGACCAGUCCCGGGCGGCGAGGAAACGGGCGUUUGUGCAUGUUGCAUAG